GAUUGCCGACACCCGAGCAAUAACAACCCACGGAAACACCAAACAGCAGCGCAUUUUUGAUGGGCAGCUGUUGGGUGCACAGACCACACGCCCCAUUUAUGUAUGCAUUUUAUUUCUGGUUAAUUGUUUUAUUCUCCUCUCACCACUGUAAUUCAGCAGAUCAUCCCUUAGCGGUCACGACUUCGCUCUCCUACACGGAUUACCUCAUCCUCAAGCGAGAAGGCUACGAAGAAGAGAGCUGAGGAGCCUAGAGAAGUGUAUGUGGGGUGUGUUUCCUUUUUUUUUUUGAAAGAACAUCAAACAGACAACAAAUAGUAAAUAAUAGUAAUCUAUCAAGACAACAAAGAAAAGCCUCGUUCACCAUUUCAGCACACCUCGACACGAAGGCGCCACACAUAGAUUCUCAAAUACAUAUUAUUACUACUACCUUUUUUUUUCCCCAGUCUAUUAUCAAGGUGACGCCAGUGUUGUUUGCCAACGAAGAGGGCGAGGAAUUAAAGACCACAUUUGCCUUCAUCUUCCGACGUAUAUCAACAGAAGCGAAAUCAGCAGGUCCUUGCUUGUAACCGUUGGUGUCCCAAAAGCGGCAGGUCUGUUUGAUCCCACCGCACUGUGGUUGUCAUCGUUAUCCUGGGGCAAGUACGUUUCGCGGCCCGGAAUAGCACCUCACAAGGGGGUUCGUAGUACCGCCUUCACCUUUCGCCGUGUCCCCUACCCCCUUUUCCCGUUGCCUUUUCGUUUCUCCUGUCGUUGAUUGCUUUCUUUCUUUCCCUUCUCCCCUGGGCGCCCUCUACACACCCCGACGACGCGGCUGAGCGCAGCACGAAAAGGCGGUGAAGAGCACAAAAACAGGACUCGCUCCUCCCUUCUCCUCUUAUUAGAAAAGGUCAUUGUUUUCCUGCUCGCUUUUUUUUUCAGGUCGUUUGUCUGUAGUCGCUGGACACCUGGUAAACUCGCUUCGCCUCUCGCCCCACACGUUGCUUCAGACACAGCAGCUCAAGUUCGUAUCUGCAGCAAGAGGGGAGAGAGUGAGAAAAGCGACGAUCAGCAAAGCGCUGCGUUGAGGUGCGCAAUCCCUCUUUCCGGUUGUUUUCGGUUCUUGUCGUUGGCGUUAUAACUGUCGUUUUUUUGGCUUCACGAAGCCGCCUUCUUUGCCUUUGGUGUUUUCGUAAUCUUUUUCUUUCUUUUUCUUUUAGCCGACCAGUUCAGCGUUGCGAAUUUAUUUUCCUCACAAAUCCGCUUCUCCUCUCCUUUGUUUGUUCCUUAACCGCAUGUACUCCUCCUGAUUUUCCUUUUCGUCUGCUUUCACGCUCUAUAGUGACCUCUCUGCCCAUCUAUAUGCUUCGCCGCACUCACCGUUGUGUUGCUCUCUUCUCUACUCGCUUUGCCUGUGUUACUCCGCGCUGCUCCCCCUCCCUCCCUCCCCCGCUCGUCUUCUCUCUCUUGUGGACGAAGAAGUGGGAAUACGCUCUGCAGACUCUUCCUCCUCUUUCUGUUUUCCCGCAGUGGCACUGUGGGAUUUUUUUCUUUUCUUUCUUCGUUCUAUUGUCGCGGGUACGCACACAUCUCAAUCGACGGCGGGGAAUAAUAGAAGAAAACGAAGGAGCUGAAGUACGGUGCGCAGUUAGCUGAAACGCCUUUGUUAUUAGUAGUCUUCCUUCAUCUCUUUCUCGUUUCUAUUUCGGUUGUUGUUGUGCUUCGUUGUCGACGAGCGGUUUCUCGCACGUCCUCUUACUUCGCUUCGGUUCCUCAUUCGCUCUCUUCACUUCACUUUCCCUUUCCUUGGCAAGGUGGCGCAUCUUCUGUGGAUAGAGUAGUACAAGUGUAUAUGUAUCUGCACGCAUCUGUUAACGGUUUUUGGAAAAAAAGACAAAGAGAUCAACUCGUUUCCUAUUUUUGGACGAAAAGGAUUUUUUUUCUCACCUUCUCCGAGAUUACUCCAUCGCGCGCGGUCGCUGCGCUUCUUCUACCUUUCCCUCGCUCUCCUUCAUUUUAUCUUUGCUGCUCCCUUGGUCGCCUUCUCUGAAGAAAAUUAAAAAACCUUUGUCCAGUGUUUGUUGUUGUUGUUGUUGUUGGGUGACGACUGUUGUCUUUGAGCCAACGAAAGCGGUGAAAGAAAAAACCCUGUUGUUGUGUUCUUCACAGGCGUUUAGCUCGCCAUUUUUCCCUUUUUUCUUUUAGUGCUGCCAAAUAGAGCGAACGUCUGGUGUUUCCGCUGUUGUCACUCUCGCGGUCUCGCUCCGGUUGUCGCGUUGUCUGCCUUUUGCGUGUUCGUGUCUCCCCAUUUUCCUCCUCCGUUCCCCGCGUGAGAGGCUCCGUGUAUAUAGUUUAUUUAUCUGCCAUGUUCAGUAGCACCCUUGACCUGCCCGUACCGGUGGUCGUGCGUCCCAUCGCCAUGCUAGGCGGCGGCGCCGUCGGCUCCCGGGACGGUCUCGGCCCCAACAGCAGCCCCAACAGCGGCCACAACAGCGGCCACCAUCUACGCAGCCCCUACCCGCAGCGUACCGCCACCUCCACGAGUAAUGGCGCGGCGGCGACUUCUUCGAACGCCGCCGUCUCGUCCACCGGCAAGAGCAACGGCUCCGCCUCGUCGCCGCCGGCCGCCUCAUCGAAUGGACCGGGCAGCAGCGUCGCGACGAGGGCGACCACGCCGACCACCGCCGCGGAGGAGAGCGCCGCGCAGCUGAGUCGGCCGACGAUCCUCAUCUUCACGGAGUUGGAGGACGAGGAGGACGAAGGCGUUAACGCGGCCCGGCGGUGGAUGCACAACGCACACGACCAGCCGACAACACCGUCGCAAUCAAACCCUUCCACGGUGUAUCGAGACCCGACGAGUGGCGCCACGGGCGAGGUGGUCGAUCUCGGCUCCCGUCCCUCCACCGCCGUCGCGCACACGGAGGAGACUCUCUCCCCGCUGCUCUGCCGCUCCAUUGGCAAACCCGCGAACAGCGAAGACGCGGGCACGUCCGUCUCGUCGUUUGAUCGCACGGCGGCCGGGGCGAGAGGCCACCCAACCCCGGAGCGCACCCCCAAUCGCUCCCCACCGCCGGGCCCCUACGGACACGCUGCCGCGUCGACGUCGUCGAACGGGGUCGCGAGCUCGACGACGUCAAACGCCACCGGACAGCAGCUGGGCACCGCCACGCCGUCCGACCAGGAGGCGCUGCCGUCGCACCCGAUGCGGGUCUCCGCGACGCCGGUCGUGCCCAUCGUCCCGCACGUGGCGGAGCCGUCGUGCCGGCGGCGCGUCGCGGAGGACUUGGAGCGGCUUUACGGGCCGAACAGUCGGCAGCCCGCCUCCACCGACGCGGCAGGCGCACCGUCGCCGUCUGAGCCAGCCAACGGGGCAGUGGGCCGUCUCACCAUAUCCACCACCGUGAUGCCGACCGCACUCAGCGGCGACGUGGCCGCGCUGAGCUACGCCGAGGAUCCCGAGACGAAGACGCCGCUGCUGCCGUCGGGAACGCCAAAGAAGAAGAGGAGCGCGCUGUCCUUUCUCAACACCGCGUCCACGUCGAAGAAGGCGGCGAAGGCGGCCGCGGCGGACUCAAAGAAGAAAGCCACACCGCCAACCGCAGCGGAGCGGCGGCAAGCACGCGAGCAGGUGAUCCGCGUCGGGGUGCAGCGCCUAUUCCAGCGGCUGAACGAGUUGCAUCUCGUCGCCUACCACGUCAAAAACGACGGCAACUGCCAAUUCCGCGCCAUCUCGCAUCAGCUCUUCGGUGACGAGGGCUACCACGACAUUGUUCGAUGCCAGGUCGUCUCAUACAUGCGCGCGGCACGGGUGGAGUGCUUCGACUUCUACUUUGAAUCGCCCGCGCAGGCCGACGCGUACUACGACAACCUGGCCAAGCCGGGCUCGUGGGGGGAUGAGCUGUCCCUGCGCGCGGCGAGCGACUGCCUCUACGUGAACAUCCACGUCCUGUCCUCCGAGGAGCGCAACUGCUACAUCACGUACCGCCCCUCCAUCGACCACGCCGCCUCCGCCCCAUCCUUUCUCAUCGACGUGGCCAAGCUGAGGGAGCGGCGCAAAGCGGUCCGGCAGCUGCUCCGCUCGCACGGCCUGCACAGCGGCGCUUCAUUCGCCGCAUCGAGCUUCGACCCGGCCGGGCAGGGCUUCGGUACCGCGUCGACGAUGCCCGAUACGUACGGCCGCGGCCGCUUCGGUAGCGAGCCCACGCUGACCAACGCCACCGCCGGCGGAGGCGCGUCGUCCUUGACGCCCGGUGGCGGCAGUGGGGCAGCACGGUUCAGCGCGCAACCACCGCCACAGCAGCAGCAGCAGCAGCAGCAAUCGUUGUUUCCGCCGACCUCGCAGCCCAUCAGCCGCGAGUCGAGUGGGCAUCUCAUCGACGACGACGCGGACGCGGACGAGAACGCAGAGAUGGACGCCAACGCCAUUCAGCUCGCCCUGCACAAGAAGCUACAGCAUUCGGAGAUCCGCUGCAGCCUUCCGGCGGGGUCGACGACCACCUCGUGCUCCUUCGGACCGCCUGUGGCCGGUCACGGCGCCGCGCCCGCCUCGAUGCCGCUGCUGCAGCCGCAGCUGCUUAUGCCGGCCAGACCCGCCGCCCCGCCCUCGCUGCUGCAGCCGGUGCGGCCCCCGGUGCCGCUGCCGUGGCUCGUGAGCUGCAACGAGGAUGCCGCCCAGGUCAGCAAGGAGAGUCAAGUGGAGCGCUUCCGUGCGGUGGGGGCCGAGGUGCAGCCCCUCGACGACGCCACGCAGGCCGUCAACAUCUUUACCCAGCGCAUGGAGAAUAUGCCGGUGAGUGCGGGGGAAGGCGCCAACGGCCGCAGUGGCGCGACGGACGAUUACGUGCGGGUGCAGCAGACGCGCAGCGGGGUGAAAACUGCAACAACGACGCCCCCGACGACGCUGCUGCAGCCACAGAUGUCGAGCAGCGCCGGCGUCGCAUCCAAUCGACCGGGGCCGCUGCUGUCGACGGCGUCCUCCGUGCCGUGCAUGUCUCUGCAGCCCACUCCCCCACCACCACCACUCGAGGAGCACGCCGAGAUGCUACUGCUCGCCUCCAAUGUGCACCGCGGCCGCACGAACCAGUCGCUUCAGCAGAGCUUUUCCUCCAUACAGACGGCGAACUCCUUCGGCGGGUACAACGGUGGAGGCGCCAGCACGUGCAUGGAUCCCUUCAACGCGCGUUCAACGCAGGGCAGCUUCACGAACAGCGCCGCGGACAACUCCAGCUACGACGCCAGCGCUGCGCCGGUGAGCAUAUUCAAGUUCGAGCCCCGCACGGAGCCGAUCGAUAUCUUUCUCUCCUACCUCUACCCCGUCCACUACAACUCGUUGAGCGUCUCCCCGCAGCAACAGCAGCAGCCGCGGUCGGCGAUGUCGCCGGAGCCCUUGAGCAGCACCGCCCGGCCGCAUUCAGCGCGCACGGAGGACACCGCCAACCCCAAGCCGAGCCGCGGCGCGUACCCGAAGCUGUUCUCUUCCAGCAUCGGUGGAAGCGCCACCGCAGCCGGAUACCAAGCAUUGUGA
This is a messenger RNA of Leptomonas pyrrhocoris, 5500 nucleotides long. RefSeq lists its product as hypothetical. The transcript has a single exon. Bases 2342 to 5500 code for a protein of 1052 amino acids. The record is from RefSeq and is a predicted model, not a curated record. Gene Ontology annotation, biological process: protein deubiquitination. Lineage: Eukaryota; Euglenozoa; Kinetoplastea; Trypanosomatida; Trypanosomatidae. Gene Ontology annotation, molecular function: cysteine-type deubiquitinase activity.